Dryobates pubescens (Downy woodpecker) is the source of this 1711-nucleotide messenger RNA. It is a transcript of the gene C20H1orf216, whose product is annotated as chromosome 20 C1orf216 homolog. The coding region runs from base 99 to 929 and encodes 276 amino acids. The record is from RefSeq and is a predicted model, not a curated record. Lineage: Eukaryota; Metazoa; Chordata; Aves; Piciformes; Picidae. The transcript is spliced from 2 exons.
CACCUCCCCCCGUGAGCCGCUUCCGCUCCCACCCGUGGCGGCGGCGGCGGCAGCAGGGACGGGACCGAGCCCGGGGGCCGCGGCAGGAGACCAGCGAGAUGUUUGCCAUCUGCCCGCCCGGUGCCCGUGCCAGUGCCCCGUUCCGGCAGGGCCAGGGGGUCCCGGCGCUGGGCACGGCCAUCCCGGAGCCUGGGCAGGACUCCAACUCCAACUUCGUGGGAGAGGUGUAUGACAGCAACGAGAACUGGAGCCGGCCAGCGCCGGGGACCCUGCUGGAGGAGGGCUGCAGCCGGAACGAAAACACCACAAAUCCACCCCAUAAUCUGCUGUCAUUAACGCAGAGACAGAUGGGCCAGGGCCGGCUUACAGACGCCGCCCCGAGCCCGGGUGCCACCCGCCUGUGUCUGCCCGAGCCGGGGCUGCGCAGCCCCCCCGAGGGAGCGGAGGUCAGCGGGGCUGGGAGCCAAAACCCUCUCAGCGAGGAGCCAGCCGUGGGGUACAGCAAGCCGCCCAGCUCCCCCGUGGAGGACAACGGCUACGCCAGCAGCUCCCUCAGCAUCGACAGCCCCGACAGUGCCUGCGGCAGCUCCUGGGACCCCUCUGCCGCUGCGCCCCUCCCCGGCAGCCCACCCCCGCCGGGGAUGACCGAGUCUGAGCCGGGGACCUUCUUCCCAGUGCUGGCAGAGGCCAUGCAGCAUCUGCAGGACAAGGAGCGCUUCAAGGAGCAGGAGAAGGAGAAGCACCACAUCCAGUUGGUGAUGUACCGGCGCCUGGCCCUGCUGCGCUGGAUCCACGGCCUCCAGCAGCGAGUGGUGGAGCAGCAGAACCGGCUGCAGGAGAGCUUCGACACCAUCCUGGACAACCGCAAGGAGCUGAUCCGCUGCAUGCAGCACGGCCCUCUGUGCCCGGCUGCCGCCCCCAGCCCCUGAGAUGCCACUGGUGCUGCCCAGCCCAGCCAUUGCCCUCCUGGCUGGCACAGGGCUGCCUGGUGGUGUCACUGUACCAUACACUGGUGCAGAGCACUCACUGGGCACCCCGGGUGCCCACCCUGUCCUUCCCAUGCCUGUCCAUCAUUGCUGCAAGUCCCCAGAGCCUUCAUCUUGGUUUUCCCUCUGCACAGGAGCUUGUCCCUGCUCCAUGUCCUGCUGGGCUGGGGGCUGUGGGAUGUUGGGUUAGGUAGACCUCAGGGGCUCAGGAUUUGCUGAGCUUGAUGGGACCAAGCUCAUCUCUUAAAUCUCAUUUAUGGUCCUUUGUGUGAGCCUGCCUGAGCCACACAUGUGCCAGGCUGGGUGAGAUCCUCGUGCAGGAGCCUGGCAACGAGGGCCUUGGGGCAGUGAAGCUUUUAAUAAUUGUGCCUGGGUAAAGCUCUUCAGCAUGUGCUUGGGCACAAGCUCACUUCAUCCCUCACAUCAUGCCCACACCAGCAGAACCCAGCCACCCCCGGCCACGGCUGGUGCUUUUGGUGAGCAGGGUGCACUGAGCUGCCCCAGGGACUCGCCCCACUGCACCGGGUGAAAGCUGUGCAGAUAAGAUCUGAACUCACAGAGAGGGGGAGGGAGAGAGAAGGAAAGAAAAAAAACCACCACCCAAAACCCAACCAGUUGUUCUGAGAAGUGACCUCAGAAUGCUUGCAUUGAAAUGUCAACAGAUUCCAAUCCAAUCCAUGUCCUGUAGAUUCAGGGUUAGGCUUCAUCAGGACUUCUCCUCACAG